AUGGCUUCCAGCAGCAACACGGACUAUGGACAUCAACAGCCCUCAGCCACAGCACAGGCCACCAACACCAUCAUGGCCAUUGGUGGCAGCACACCUAUGGGCAUCUAUUAUUAUUCACCAACCGCAGAUUCUAUCAUUAGAAAGUCAGAGAUAGAAGAUGCUGAUUGUGUCUUCCCAUUCUGGUACAGACAUGAAAUAUUCUACGACUGUGUCAAUUUCAAUGCAAGACACAAGUGGUGUUCUUUGAACACGACUUUUCAAGGUUUCUGGAAGUACUGUUCUUUCUCAGACUAUGCUCAGUGUUCCUUUCCCUUCUGGUUCAGAAACAUGAUCUACUGGGAUUGCACAGAGGAUGGGGAGGUGUUUGGAAAAAAGUGGUGUUCACUCACCCCAAAUUUCAACAAAGACCAGACUUGGAAAUAUUGUAAAUAA
Cricetulus griseus (Chinese hamster) is the source of this 432-nucleotide messenger RNA. Lineage: Eukaryota; Metazoa; Chordata; Mammalia; Rodentia; Cricetidae. The record is from RefSeq and is a predicted model, not a curated record.